Malaclemys terrapin pileata is the source of this 522-nucleotide messenger RNA. RefSeq names its product lens fiber membrane intrinsic protein-like. Gene Ontology annotation, cellular component: plasma membrane. Lineage: Eukaryota; Metazoa; Chordata; Testudines; Emydidae. The transcript is spliced from 4 exons. Gene Ontology annotation, molecular function: structural constituent of eye lens. The coding region runs from base 1 to 522 and encodes 173 amino acids. The record is from RefSeq and is a predicted model, not a curated record.
AUGUACAGCUUCAUGGCAGGGGGUCUUUUCUGCGCCUCGGUCGGGAACAUCCUGCUGGUGGUUUGCACAGCCACUGACUACUGGGUGCAGUACCGGCUCCAGGGAGCCUUGGCCCACCAGGGCCUCUGGCGCUACUGUCUGGCGGGCAAGUGCUACAUGCAGAUGGAGAACAUUGCCUACUGGAAUGCCACCCGGGCCUUCAUGAUCCUCUCUGCCCUGUCCUGCUUCGCUGGCAUCAUCACGGGGAUCUUGUCCUUCGCCCACCGAUCCACCUUCGAGAAAUUCAACCGGUCGUUCGCUGCUGGGAUAAUGUUCUUCGUCUCCACGCUCUUCAUCCUGCUCGCCAUGGCUGUCUACACCGGAGUCACCGUCAACUUCCUGGGCAAGCGGUUCGGGGACUGGCGCUUCUCCUGGUCUUACAUCCUGGGCUGGGUUGCCCUGCUCAUGACCUUCUUCGCAGGGAUAUUUUACAUGUGCGCGUAUCGGAUGCACGGAUGCCAGCGCGUGGCUGAGACGCGUUAA